Exaiptasia diaphana is the source of this 1925-nucleotide messenger RNA. Its product is annotated as RING finger protein 145. Gene Ontology annotation, cellular component: endomembrane system; endoplasmic reticulum. The record is from RefSeq and is a predicted model, not a curated record. Bases 1 to 1683 code for a protein of 560 amino acids. NCBI's taxonomy places the organism in Eukaryota, Metazoa, Cnidaria, Anthozoa, Actiniaria, Aiptasiidae. The transcript is spliced from 2 exons. Gene Ontology annotation, molecular function: ubiquitin protein ligase activity; zinc ion binding.
AUGGCUGCCAAGUACUUGGAAAUAAUUCUCCGUUUGCCCUUCCUUGUCGUCUUAGAAUGGCUUUUGAUUGACGAAACGAUGGGCUAUUUCGAUUCAUAUAAUUACUAUAGAUUUUUCCAAAUACUAGGUAUUGCCGUAAMAAGUGGUUUAUUUCUUACAAGCCGUGACAGACUGUUCACAUUUUAUAACUAUCUUAUUCUAUUCAUGGACAUGACAGUUAUACUCUACCUGAACGUUUUAAAUUCAGUAGAGUUUUACACAAGAGUGAAAGAAAAAGGAUAUAAUGGACUACAAUUACACGAUGUUGUCCCACUUCUGCCAAUAAUCAUUUGUGCAUGGGUUUUUCAUAUUGUGUCAAUAUKCUCAUAUUCAAUGGURUUGAGAUCCRUAAAGCCAAUUGUGUUCUCGGUGGUCAGYGUUCCUGUUCUAGUCMSAUUUCUUCAUCCUCCAAGYUGGAAACAGUAUCCAUCCAUGUUUUUAUGUGUCUGUUUUGCAACUUCAGUCUUCUUAGCCAUGGAGGCUAUUUAUAAUUGGAUGUGUCGGAUCGUUUAUGAUGUCAUCAACUCAUGUCGAAUUAUGCAAUGGAUGUACCGCAUGUAUGGAUUCACUAUAUUAUUGGUAUUUCACUGGCGUCGACUGGAAGUGCCUUCAUGUCUUGUGAUACUAUUUUCAGGAUUAUUUGCUUAUAACACUCUAGURAUUUGCAUCUUUUCAAGCCAGCCUUURGGACUGUACCAACUCUUUCAUUUUUGCAUUGCACAAACUUGCAAUUCUGCAUUAWCAAUGCUYGCAUGUUGCUUUGUCAUUCAAAGAAUAUGUGGUCUAAUGUUGCAAAUUGUUCGGUUCUGUUUUUAUGGAAACAAUGCCAUUCCAAMCGACGAUAACGGCGCACAUCCCAAUGGCAUGCGAGAGGGCUUUGGGUUCUUUUUCUUGUGUCUUUACACUGGUCUUUCAACUUGCUCACCAAGUAGAAAACUUGUUCUUCUUCAAGUGAUAUUUUAUCUGAUUGUAUCAGCUGUCUUGAGAUCGCUUUUUGAAGUUGUYGAACCUGUAUUAUUGGCGCUGCCAUCCCAGCAAUCCACYAGCUUCAAAAAACAYUUAUCRACAUUGGGCUUUUGUAUAAUAUUACUUGGAAUGUCUGUGUACCUUGCUGUGAGCGUUUAUGGUCUAAAAGAAAGAAUACCAUUCAUUACUCCAAAUAUCAUCACAAUUGCRCARAUWYUAGCUGCUUUGGCAUUGUAUACAUUAUACAGAUAUGAAGCUCAGCARACUGAAAUAUGGGAAGAAUUAGAUGAUUAUGUGUACUACGUCAAUGGCAGUUGCCGUCUGUUUGAAUUUGUUGUGAUUUCUGCAGUUUUAUGCUACAGAGUUUGUGAUUUCAGCCUUGAGUGGACGUUGUUUCAAACCGUUAUGGCUUUGUUGCAUAUCUAUUUUAAUAUUUGGACUCCAGCWAAGGAAGGAUGGCAGAGCCUCAAACUACGGCAYCAAGUAAACCAAAAACUGAACUCUCUUCCUAUGGCAACACAGGAAGAAAUAGACAUUCUUCAAGACGUUUGUGCUAUAUGUCUUGAUGAGCUCAAGGCUGCUAAAGUGACUCCUUGCAAACAUUACUUUCACAGCCUGUGUUUAAGAAAAUGGCUUAAUAUUCAAAGCAAGUGCCCAAUGUGUCAUACUAGUAUAUAAUUCCAAUAUAAAUUUUCACUAUAAUUAAACAAGGAAAAACUUGAAUUUAAGCACGUAAAUCUUCUGUUUGGAUAAAAUUGCUCUGUAAGGGAUUAUUUUCGUUGAAAAUUAUAUUAAAAUGGUUGUCUGAAAAAAAGGUAUAUUCUAAUUCUACUCAAUAAUGUUGGGCAGAACCUAAAUGAAUUAUUUUGAAAACAUAAUGUGAUUUUUUUGUUGAAUAUUAUUAAAUAUUAUGAUAAAUA